AUGACUUUCGAAUAUCAAGCUGGCUUGAAGAAAUUGCCUAUCCCCGAUUUGCAACAGACUUGUACCCAGUACCUAGAAGUUCUUAAGCCAUUGCAGACUGAAGAUGAGCACAAGAACACCAUCGAAGCUGUAGAUCGGUUCAUCAAAGGAGCUGGUCCAGUGCUAAAUGAGCAACUGAAGGAGUACAGCAAAUCUCGUAACUCUUAUAUCGAGCAGUUCUGGUACGAUGCUUACCUUAACUACGAUUCUCCCGUGGUUCUGAACUUGAACCCAUUUAUUCUACUGGAAGACGAUCCAACUCCUCUGCAAACGGACCAAUUAACCCGUGCUGCUGCUUUAACAACCUCCUCGUUGCGUUUUGUUCGUGCUUUGAGAAAGAAUGAGCUCAGUGUGGAUAAGUUGAAGAAUGGCAAAGCUUUAUGCAUGGAUCAGUACCCUAAGCUUUUUGGAUCGUCGAGAAUCCCCUCGUCCACUGGUUGUGUGUUGCAGACUGACGCUAGAUCGCAUCAUAUUGUGGUUAUAUCCCGUUCUCAAUUCUAUUGGUUUGAUGUUUUGGAUCAAAAAAAUGAUCUGAUUAUGACUGAAAACGACAUAAAGCUCAAUUUCACAAGUAUUGUUAAUGAUGCUGAGCAUGCUCCAUUGGAGGACAUUGCCAAAUCCAGUUUUGGGGUCUUGACGACCGAGAACAGAAGGAUUUGGUUCAAGUUGAGGCAGAACCUAGAGGCCGACGACAACAACAAGGAGAUCCUGAAUAUAAUAGACAAUGCUCUGUUCGUAGUCUGUUUGGACCAUGAGGAGAUCAAUGACCUGAAGGAUUUGGCUAAAAACUAUUUGUGCGGUACCUCAGUCUUGCAAAAUGGUAUUCAAGUUGGUACUUGUACUAACAGAUGGUACGACAAAUUACAAAUUAUCAUCACCAAAAAUGCCAAAGCUGGUAUUAAUUUUGAGCACACGGGGGUGGAUGGCCAUACUGUGUUAAGAUUUGCUUCUGACAUCUAUACAGACUCGAUCUUACGGUUUGCAAAAACAAUCAACAACAACUCUCCAUCCCUAUGGACUUCUGUUUCUCCUGACCCUUCUACUCGGGAUCCAGCAUCAUUUGGGAACGUUGUUACUACUCCUCGGAAGCUGGAAUGGAGGCUAAAUAAUGAUUUAUCGUUGAGUUUGCGAUUUGGAGAAACGAGACUUUCUGAUUUGAUUGCACAAAACGAGUUUGCUGCCUUGGAGUUCAAGACAUACGGUAUGGAAAGAAUCAAGAAGAUGGGUUUCUCUCCCGAUGCAUUUGUUCAAAUGAGCUUCCAAGCUGCUUACUAUGCGUUAUAUGGUAAGGUGGAAUGUACGUAUGAACCUGCUAUGACCAAAAUGUUCUUCCAUGGAAGAACCGAAGCAAUAAGAACAGUUUCGCUUGAGUCGAACAAGUUUGUUACUACCUUCUUUGAUUCCUCGUUCACAGCAAAAGAAAAGGUCCAAAAUUUAAAGGAUGCAUGCCAGAGACAUUCAGGUAGAACCAGACUUUGCUCCACUGGGCAAGGAGUUGAUAGACAUCUUUACGCACUAUUCUGUAUUUGGAAGAGAUACUUUUCAGAGCUCAACUCUACUGGAAGUAAUGAACCAAGUGCUGAAACCACUGACAACGAAGAAGAGGCCUCAGACACUUCUACUCUGAACUUUCAGAAUCUUUCUUUAGGCAACUCCAAUAUUUCAUCGAUUGAUGAAGUUAAAGAGAUUCCUUCCAUAUUUGCAGAUUCAGGCUGGGAUAAACUGAAUAACACCAUCCUUUCUACUUCGAACUGUGGGAACCCUUCUCUGAAACUUUUUGGAUUUGGUCCAGUCUCACCUAAUGGAUUUGGAUUAGGUUACAUCAUUAAGGAGAACUCAAUUUCCAUCUGUGCUUCCUCGAAACAUCGUCAGACUGAUAGAUUUUUGGACACCUUGAAUGGUUACCUAACGGAAUUUGAAAAGAUUUAUGCCGAGUCUUUAAGACCUGAGGUUGAUCUUGAGACUGAAGAUACUGCUGCUGAAAUCGACCAGGUUGAUCAUGAAAUUCAAGCAUUCACUCCUGAUAAAUACAGAGGAAGGUCGUUGGACAGAAAGACAGCCAACGAACUGUCCAACUUACUAGGCGGAUAUGAUUUCCACCAGUUAGGGCCCAAUGACGACAUGCUUAAAUCCCGUGGUAACUCUCCUGAGCCUCCAUUUUCUAGAAACACUGCAGGCUUCUCUUCUAGGGAGAUUGGUAAGAAAUUACGUCUGUCCGAGUACUAG
Komagataella phaffii GS115 is the source of this 2265-nucleotide messenger RNA. RefSeq names its product Outer mitochondrial carnitine acetyltransferase, minor ethanol-inducible enzyme. The coding region runs from base 1 to 2265 and encodes 754 amino acids. Lineage: Eukaryota; Fungi; Ascomycota; Pichiomycetes; Pichiales; Pichiaceae. Gene Ontology annotation, biological process: carnitine metabolic process. The transcript has a single exon. The record is from RefSeq and is a predicted model, not a curated record. Gene Ontology annotation, molecular function: carnitine O-acetyltransferase activity. Gene Ontology annotation, cellular component: mitochondrion.